This is a messenger RNA of Eremomyces bilateralis CBS 781.70, 1856 nucleotides long. RefSeq lists its product as uncharacterized. The record is from RefSeq and is a predicted model, not a curated record. Bases 123 to 1724 code for a protein of 533 amino acids. The transcript has 4 exons. Lineage: Eukaryota; Fungi; Ascomycota; Dothideomycetes; Eremomycetales; Eremomycetaceae.
AAAGCUGCACUCAACCUCACAAUCCGGAUGCUAAUGGCUUCUUCUGUGGACGGUAGUUAUACAUGACAGUCGCCAGGCUGUAGACGUCGGCGGUGGCUCUUGCUUGAGACCGUGGUGCGAUAAUGGCUGCAAAUCGGGAUGCGAGCGAUGCAGCAGCCAUGGAGCGUCUGGCCAACCCAAACAAGAGAUCGAGAACGAUAGCCAACCUGACCGAAGAACAAGUUCAACACAAACGUCAGGUGGACAGGAAAGCUCAGCACGCUUUUCGCCAGCGAAUGAAAGACAGUAUCAUCAGCCUGGAGCAAGAGAACGCUCGUCUACAAGAGGCUUCCAGUCAGAGGGAAAAUGAGCUACAGCAGCAGAUAACCAUGCUGCGCGAGCGGGUUCGAAUUAUGUCUCAAUCCCUCGGGAAUAUCCUUGAUACUACCUCCACGGCACUUGGCGUGACGACCUCCGAAGAUGCCUUGACAAGCCGCUCUGAAGGUAGCCAAAAUGAUGGUUACGGGUCCGAAUUCAGGCAUGAAAUCGAAUCUAUACGCGAUCGGCUGGAGCAGAAUGGUAUUGUUGCUCCUUCAUCUGGAGUCCAGGGUCUACAGAUGGCAACUUCGCAUCCUGAUGAGGACACUAGCCGUAUGACCGUCACCGACUCAGUUGUUGCCGGCGGUGCUGCUUUUCAUCUGUCAGCGGGCAUUAUGCACGAUGAGAGAAGUCACCAGGAAAUCCAGCCUCGGACAAAUUCUAUGUCUAUGCACGUCAACGCGUGCGAGCGAGCCCCGGUUGCAGAUCCACAUAGUGCCGGUCCUCAUGAGACUCUGGUAGGCCGAGGAAGUUGGGCCUUCCAUCCAUCGCCAAAUGCAUCACAGAGCGCCAGUGAUGGGCACACAUCUACGACGCCAGUUGGCCAUCUUCUCUCUCUUGUGCGAUCAAGUGACUCGCAUCUCUCACUGGGUGGUGAAUUCGACGGGACCAUGAGCGAGGUGCCUCAAAACGAUCCUCCGGUAUCACUUCCGACCCCCAGCAGCACAGUAACCAUCAAUCGACCCGAUAUUCCCGAGCGGAGACCUGAAUCCUCACCCAGUCCUACCAUUUUCACCGUCACCCCUCCAUUUACGUCCCCCGUAUGUCCCUUGGACGACAUACUACUGAACUUUAUGAACUCUCGUAGAGCAAUGAUAGCGAAUGGUGAGCCUGUUCAAGACGUAAUUGGUCCGCAAAGGCCAACUCUUCGAAAGCUGCUCAAUCCGAAAACGGGGGAUCCCACUCAUGCUCUUGCUGGGCUCAUAGGGGAAAUCUUGUCGAAGUAUUUGACAACGAAAAUGGCGGAGAAGAUGACCUUCUUCUGGGUGAUGAGUCAGACGAUGAGGUGGCUGAUAUCGCGCGAUAAAAAGGAUUACCUCUACAUGCCGCCCUGGCUACGGCCUACCGCGAUACAGAUGACGGUACCGCAUGCUAUUUGGAUCACCAACAUUCCAUGGCCUGGAGUACGAGAUAUGCUAAUCGAAGAGCCUGAACGGUACCCUUACGAAGUUGUCGGUAAAUAUUACACCGAGCAUGUCACUGUGAACUGGGGCUUCGAUAGCCUUGACGCAGUGGAAGACGCCAAUGGUGAUGAGCGAAUACACUCCAUCUUCGAGAAGCACCUUCGAAAUCUUAAAAACUGGACGGUCUCACCUACAUUUCUGGAGGGGUUUCCUGCAAUGGCAUCAGCAAUUUAUGGUACAUGAGCGCGACCGCUUUUGUGUAGUUCGCGCCAGUCAUCGCAUCUGUUUAGACUGCACUGGGUGACAUCGGUAACCAGACAAUUGAUGACAGCAUGUCUCCCAAUGUUCUACUGGAGAUCUUAAUGGACUGGGCAG